Messenger RNA from Lampris incognitus (smalleye Pacific opah), 2688 nucleotides. Its product is annotated as Krueppel-like factor 11. Gene Ontology annotation, biological process: regulation of transcription by RNA polymerase II. Gene Ontology annotation, molecular function: RNA polymerase II cis-regulatory region sequence-specific DNA binding; DNA-binding transcription factor activity, RNA polymerase II-specific. Bases 525 to 2156 code for a protein of 543 amino acids. The record is from RefSeq and is a predicted model, not a curated record. The transcript is spliced from 4 exons. NCBI's taxonomy places the organism in Eukaryota, Metazoa, Chordata, Actinopteri, Lampriformes, Lampridae.
AGAGUGAGAGAGAAGUUGUGCAUGCAGCGACAGAAAAACACGAGCGAAAAUCCGCGGUUUUUCCUCCAUUCGGGACGGGGGUGGGGGGGCGACCUUUCGCCUAGUUCCAGCGGCCCUCGGUUCAUCGGGUUUACCCUGACACUGCUGACUCCCACCGGCAGACACGCAGCCUGCUUCCUCCAACCGCCCGGCGAACACGCACUGCUCAUGCGCCGUCUGCUCUCCAAUUGGCCGGGGCCCUCCGACACACUCGACUCCCAUUGGCGGCGUGUUGCCACCCGCUGGUGUGUGUUGUGAGUUUUGUUUUCCUUUCCCCCCCUUCCCAUGUUUUACACACACAGCUGAGAGAAGAAGACCCAGUCACUGGAAGAACACACACACACACAAAAUCCUCCGAUUUCAUCCCCUCUUCUCGUCAGCAACAAACAGGCACACACUGAGGGGGAAAAACCCGCCGUCUCUGUUGGUUCCACACUGGCAUCGUAUCGCAUCACACUGCGUUAUCUGUGGAGUUUUCCUGCUCGAUGCCCGUAGAGAUGGAGCAGUCUUCUCAUGAGGUUGACUGUAUGGACCGAGGUGGGUCCAACUUGAAGAGGAGGAGGUGUGACAGUGAGCAGUCCAUCUUCAGUGGAACCAGCGGCUGUUCCCCCAGUUUGGAGUACACAGAUCUGGAAGCAGCUGAAGCCCUGGUUUGUAUGAGCUCUUGGGGCCAGGGUCAGUUCCUCAGUUGCACUAGACCGAACCCCUACAAGGUCCGACCCCUCACGCCAGCUUCAGACUCCUGUGACUCCUGCCACCUUCCUCUAGAACUCCUAGAGGCCCCCAAGGACUUUGUGUCCCUCUCCUCCCUGUGUAUGACUCCCCCUCACAGCCCCAGUUUCACUGAGUCCUCUACCACCAGCUCUGCCCUCCAAUCCUCUGUGUGCAGGCCCAGUUCUUGCCCAGCUGUGUCCCCACUAUCCAGUGGCAUUGGGGUACAUCGACCCGCCUUGCCCCCCAUCAGCAAAAAGGCUCCUUCUCCCCUCCCUCCAUCACAGCCUUGUAGAGCCAUGGUGACCAGUGUCAUCCGCCACACUGCAGACAGCACCCCCUGCCAGCACCACAUUCCAGUGGCCCCCAGUCCAGAGAGACGUAGAGACACAGUAAAAGACGCAACGUUCUGCAAACAGCAGCAGCAGAACCUAGAACAUAUUGUAAAUGUUGUAAAGACUGAGCAGAUAACCACACUCCCACCUCUUCUUGUCCCUUUCACACCCACAUCGUCAGCCUCAAAGCCUGAGCAGCAGGCUAAUCACUCAAAAUCCUGCAUGGACAGCUCUGCCCCCAGCUCCAUUGAUGCCCCUUCACAAAACAGCCUAUCCUCUCCACCUACUCCCACGGCCCUUUCCCCAACUCCAGUCACCAGCCCUCAAAUCAUCUGCCAGAUGUUCCCUGUUAGUGGCCAAUCUGGCAUAAUUUCAGCCUUUAUCCCCAGUGCAAUACAGACCUCCAGUACUGGGAUGAGGACCACCACCACACCCAUCCUCCCCCAACCUUCAUCCCCCAAUGCUGCCCCUGUGCAGCCGCCCCUUAUCAUGGGCUCACCGAUGCCUCAUGGAACGGUAAUGCUGGUUCUCCCUCAGCCCUCUGUCUCUCAGGCUUCACAUUGCCCACAGACUGUCAUGACUCUGGGCAAUACCAAGCUGCUACCUCUGGCCCCAGCCCCGGUUUAUGUACCAGCAGGGCCCUCUGGCACUGCAACUGCCUGUAAGAUGGACUUCUCCCGCAGGAGAAAUUAUGUUUGUAACUUCCCAGGCUGUAGGAAGACGUACUUCAAAAGCUCCCACCUCAAAGCACAUCUUCGAACACACACAGGUGAGAAGCCUUUCAGCUGCAGCUGGGACGGCUGCGACAAGCGGUUUGCCCGUUCAGAUGAGCUCUCACGUCACAGACGAACACACACCGGUGAGAAGAAGUUUGUGUGUCCAGUGUGCGACCGGCGAUUCAUGCGUAGUGACCACCUGACUAAACAUGCCCGGCGUCACAUGACCACCAAAAAAAUUCCCUCUUGGCAGGCCGAGGUGCGCAGCCUAAACAAAAUGGCUGCCGGCAAGACGCCUUCUUUGAAACCUGGCCUUACCACCCUCAGCAUGCUGGUACCUGCUGCCCCAAACUAGUCAAUGAGCUUUUACCCAGUCACCCAACCUACUUCUAAACUACCACAGGGACAUAGGAAGCAGACAAGCACAAAAGGCUGCUGCUAUUUUACUCAUGGAAAUAAAUUUUAAAAAAUGCACUGGACUCUCCAUUAUUCUUUACUGCUCAUUUGUACGUUUAACUUUGAGAAAAGUAAUUUUUGUUUACUUUUAUAUAAUUUCAGAAAUGUAUGCACUCUUUUGCCAAAGUCUUUGUAUGAAGUUUGUCUUACACAUUUCACCUCCAGAUCCCCAAAUAUUCUCCUUUUAUUGUAUUGCUAUUUGUUAUACAUCUAUGUGAAUGUAUUGUACGUUGUGCUAUGACAUGCAUUUGUUAAAUUUGGGAAAAUGCUAAACAUGCAAAACAAUGUAAAAAUGGAUAUUAAUCAUUGAUACUAUGAUUAUACCAUUAUGCCUAACUUUUCAUAUUAUUUAAUACUUAUUUGUAAUAAAAAAAGGCUACAAAUGAAUCUUAUGAAGUCCACCUCACUGAUGCCUCGUGGCUUUGAUUUGA